AUGAGACUGGAUGGUUCAAAUCUCACUGUAGCGUAUAACACAACCAGUCUAGGACAACCACUCUAUCUUUAUGUUGACUCAUAUGAAAAUAUUUAUGUCACGUUCAGGGGCAAUCAUGGUGUGUUUGUUUUUCGACCAAAUUCUACAAAUGGUACCAGAAUUGCUGGUAGUAGGACUGCAGGAUCUGCUAAUGAACAAUUCAAUUGGCCAUAUGGAAUAUUCGUGAGCGACAACGGUACCAUCUAUGUUGCAGAUCACAGUAAUAAUCAAAUCAUGAAAUGGCUCGCAGGAGCGUCAUCUGGCAUCCGUGUGGCUGGUGAUGGAACAUCUGGUUACAGUUUAACACAAGUGAAUUCACCCACGGAUGUGAUUGUUGAUGAGGAUGAAUUCAUGUAUAUCACUGAAGCGAUUGGCUCGCGGAUCACCCGAUGGGCUCCUCACUCAUCCUAUGGAACAUGUAUCGUCGCAUGUUCGGGGACAACAGGAACUGGACCAAAUCAACUCCACCAGCCUCACUCAUUAGCAUUCGAUAGUUUUGGGUCACUCUAUGUGAGCGAGUGGCUAAACAACAGAGUACAAAAGUUUGAACUUCUCAACUAUCCAGUUCCAUACAAUCAACCGAAUCUCGACUCCAAUGCAACAUGGAGUCAAUGUGGUGUGACUUUCAUCGAUAAAACUACCUCUCGUUCAUUUGUGCGCGGCUUUUUCAUCGAUUCAAAUGACACUCUUUAUCUAGUUGACUAUGUCAGCAGUCGAAUUCUCAUCUGGCACGAUCACACUACUUAUCCAUCACGUGAACUGUCUGCUACUUUGUUCGAAUACACUGGUUUAUUUGUGACACUGAUUGGCGACAUCUUUUUCCAGAACGGUAUCCAAACAGGUCGCAUCGACAAGUUUUCAUCAAACUCAAACACCAGUCAAUUUGUGACGAUGUUUUCAGGAAACUGCUAUAGUCUUUUUGUAGACAUUCGGAAUACUCUUUACUGUUCUCUACAUGGAGAACAUCGAGUAGUGACAGCAUCACUUUCGGAUAACAAUCGUUCAGCAGUGACGAUAGCAGGAACAAGUUCGGCAGGACCACAAUCAGAUCAACUUUGGUAUCCUUGGGGAAUAUUUGUGGAUAUCGGUUUUAGUCUUUAUGUGGCUGAGCACGGAAACGAUCGAAUUCAGUUAUUUCGACGAGGAGAACGCAGUGGAACUACUGUUGCUGGAAAGAACAUUCCUAAUGGCUUACUAUUAAAGAACCCCACGGAUGUGGAGAUGGGGACUUUGAGUGCAUUACUGGUUNCUUUGUUCACAAUAAAUUGCUCGAAUUGGUUCGAUGAAGAUGGAAUCAAAGACAUUUCAGUCUAUGGUAAAGUUUUCUCGUCAGGUCGGAAAAUAUAUUCCCAAAGGCGAAUGUUGCUUACUUCGUCAACAAACUCAAUCAUUUCCCUUCGAUUACCUACGAACGUCGAUCUACUUGUUCAAAUUCGGGAUACAUUUGGUUGUAUCACUGAAGUUGAUCUCACACCAGUGACAAUCACUUCGAAUUCUUCGUUAAUUGGUGCUCUAUUUGAGGAAAAAUCGAACAUUGAGUCAAAUAUCAUUCCACUAUCUGAACUUCUUAAUGAAAUUAGUCGUAACACUGUGGAUGAAAUCUCCGUGACACCAUUUCAUCCCGAUCUAUCGAAUUUAAUGAAAAAUCAAUCACAUGUCUUCAAUAUAACAACAUUGAAUCAGCAUGCAAAUAUUCGCGAGGAAUUAAUGAUGAUAAUCAGUAAUUUGUCGUUGACAACAUUCAACGAUGUGAAACUUCAAUCGUCAAUGAUUUCAAUCUUAACCGAAACAACAAAUCAAUUAACCCGAAAAACCUUGAUCAAUGCACUGAACAAAUCUUCACAAUUAUCUUUUUUUCUUCAAUCUUAUAAAAAUAAACUCGCAUACGAAGACACUCAUUUCAUCGCAAUGCACAUUCUCGAGUCCGUCACAAAUAUUCAUACUGGUAUCAACGGUCCUUUGCAGCAGCGUAUGCAAGUUCUUCAGUUUGAUCUCGAAGACUUUUCUUUCACAGGAGAACACGAUCUUCAUCAUUCAAACUUCGAAUAUCAAAAGCAACUGGCGAAUGAAGUAACGCGUGAAAUUAACGAGAUUCUUUCGAUGAUAACAUCAGUGUUGGAUAUCCAUUUGCAUUUGAAUCAAUGCUUAAGCAUCAAUACAUCAUCGAUAUCAUUUCUAUUAAAGAAAGCAUCAUCUUCAUUCGUUUCCGAUCAUUGUAAAGCUGAUUUUUCAGUAAAUUCGACGGUUCUGAUCCGAAUGAUGACACAACCAUUGGCUCCAGAACAUCGAGUAGUGACAGCAUCACUUUCUGAUAACAAUCGUUCAGCGGUGACAAUAGCAGGAACAGGAUCAGCAGGAUCACAAUUACAUGAGCUUCAGUAUCCUUGGGGAAUAUAUGUGGAUAUCAAUUUUAAUUUACAUGUGAGUGACCAAGAGAACGAUCGAAUCCAGGUAUUUCGACGAGGAGAACGGAAUGGAACUAUUGUUGCUGGAAAGAACAUUCCUAAUGGCUUACUAUUAAAGAAGCCCACGGAUGUGGUAUUGGAUGGAAAUGGGUUUUUGUACAUAGCUGAUAAUAAGAAUAAUCGUAUAAUUCGAGUAGGAGAUGGUGACUUUGAGUGCAUUGCUGGUUGCACAAAGAUAGGAGGAUGGACAUCAAACCAACUUAACUUUGCAUAUUCUCUUCAAUUCGAUAGUAUUGGAAACUUAUACGUUGCUGAUGAAUUAAAUCGUCGUGUUCAGAGAUUCCGCAUUGAGCCUAGCUCUGACGGUAGUGCUUCGAAUAAUUUAUUAAAUAUUCUGAUUUCUUUCGAAGAACGCAAUUUACCCAUGAUCAAGUUUAUUCCAUUCGGAGAGAGAUUAAGAUUUCGACACAACCAAGGUUUUCACAUUAGUUCUAAAAUUGAUCUUCAAGAUGGUCUAUCUGAACCAUUCUCAAGCCGGUGGUGGAUUCUUAACUGUUCAUCAAUAUGUUCCAAUCAAACAAACACUAAUUUUCAUGUUCCUUCUCGAUCUCUUUCAUAUGGUCUCUAUCGGUUCAAAUUAACAGUAACAUUGACUAAUUGCCCUACGAUAGAAUCUUCAUCAUUCAUUGAUAUUGAAAUCACUCCACCAAAUAUCAUCACUAAUCUUGUUUCCUAUGAAACACGCAUCGCGAGACAUAAUUAUGGAGAAAAUCUUAUUCUUAAUCCUGGUAAAUAUUCUUACGACCAAAACUCAGUUCAAUUCAAUCAAUACGAUUGGUAUUAUGAAUAUUACUGUCGAAUUUAUUCAUCAAACCUUCAAGAAUUCGAAACCUUCGAAAGCGCAAAUCAAGCCUGUUUACUGGGUGAAUGGAUUUACAACGAUGCAAAUCAAUCGUCUGUAACGAUUUUUCAUAACGCAUUGCAGCUGAAUCAAACUUAUCAAUUUAUGGUUCAAAUGCUUCAUCGUCGGAAUUUUUCCCUACAGUCAUUUGGUUAUUUAAUUGUCCAAGUUGAAAAUCUUCAGUCGCCUGUCAUCAUUAUUCAGUGUCUCAUUACAACAAUGUGUGCAUUAAACGACGAAUUUUACUACGUCAAUCGUCAUACACAAUUUUCACUUUCCUCGUUUUGUUUAAAUAAUUGUUCGCAGGCAAUGAAUAGCACUUGGAACGUCUAUCGAAGAACGAUGAAUACAUCAAAUACGACUACUCAAUGGGAUUUGUUUACUCCACUAUCAACAUCAUCUUUCUUCGGUAUAAACACGACAAAUUUACUCGUGAUGAAAGAUGUUCUGAUCGAUCAAUAUUGGCGUUUUGAAGUUAUUUAUGGAUUUCAAUCAGGAAUAAGCCGAAGUACAUUCGAUGUAGAAUUCAAUGAUGGACCGCGCGAUGGCUUUUAUGGAAUCAAAGAAAUUUCAAUCUACGGUAAGGUUUUCUCGUCAGGUCGGAAAAUCUAUUCCCAAAGACAACUGUUGCUGACUUCGUCAACAAACUCAGUCAUUUCCCUUCGAUUACCUACGAACACUGAUCUACUUGCUCAAAUUCGGGAUACAUUUGGUUGUGUCACUGAAGUUGAUCUCACAUCAGUGACAAUCACUUCGAAUUCUUCGUUAAUUGGUGUUCUAUUUGAGGAAAAAUCGAACAUUGAGUCAAAUAUUAUCCUACUAUCUGAACUUCUAAAUGAAAUUAGUCGUAACAUUGUGGAUGAAAUCUUCGUGACACCAUUUCAUUCCGAUCUAUCGAAUUUAAUGAAAAAUCAAUCAACAUGCAAGCAUUCGUGA
Molecule: messenger RNA, 4281 nt
Organism: Adineta ricciae
Lineage: Eukaryota; Metazoa; Rotifera; Eurotatoria; Adinetida; Adinetidae
Source: the annotation of a GenBank genome assembly